UUUUCCCAUUGUUUCAUCUCCAUGCCAGCCAAAGCUGCACCAGUUGCAUAUUUGGCAGUCAUAUGGCUCCUAAAAGCAAUUAGGCCUGUCAUUCCAGACUUAAAGCCUGGCCACGUAGGAACAUGGCAACCCAAAGCUCCACAUCCCUGCAAGAUUUGAUCCGGGAAGAUUUUUUGACCUGCAAAAUCUGCUACGACCUGUAUGUGGUGCCCAAAAUCUUGCCGUGCCUGCAUAGCUACUGCCAUGGGUGCCUGGAGCCCCUGGUGGAGAAUGGGACCUUGCAGUGUCCUGAGUGCCGUCUGCAGACGGGGGUCCCGGAAGGUGCUGCUGGCCUGAAGACCAACUUCUUCAUUAAUGGUCUCUUGGAGCUGUUCCAGAUGAAGCACAACAAGGACCUUGAGUGUACAAUCUGCUCUACUACUCAGAAAGUUGUGGCUGCCACCUCUCGUUGCUUGGAUUGCAAGGAUUUCUUGUGCCAGAUGUGUUCCCAGGGCCAUUGCUGCUCCCGCCUCACUCUGCACCAUAAAGUGGUGAACCUGGAAGAGUUCCUGGCUGGGCACUACGACACUGAGGUGAGAUUCAUGCAAGAAUUGUGCUGCCAGGGUCACCCGCAGGAGGCGCUCCGUUUCUUCUGCGAUACCUGCAGCGUGCCCAUCUGUAGGGAUUGCCGCAUGUUGGACCAUUUCCAGCACAAAGUGGUCUCCAUGACCAGUGCGGUGCAGCGGGAACGGCCCUCCGUAGAGGAGCUGAUCAAGAGCCUGCAGAGAACAAUUACUGGCAUCUCUGAACAAGAGAAAGCUGUGGAAGAAGGGAUGGACAAAUUGAAAGCGGAAGGAGAGUGGGUCAAGGAGAGAAUCUGCAAUUAUGUAGAAGACAUCAUUACUUACAUCUUUGCUCAGAAGGAAUCUGCUUUGGCCAAACUGAAUGUCUUCGUAACUGAGCAGUUGGAAGGGUUUUGCCUGGCGCGAAAAGAGCUGCAGAUUCAGAAGGACAAAGCCGUGAGCACUCAGGUGUUUUCUCAGCAUGUCCUCUGUGUAGGGAAGGACUAUGAGAUCCUCUAUUUGGAAGGGAUGAUCAGGAAUAGGGUGGAGGAGCUUCAGGCACACCAGCUGCAGCAAUUCUCAAGCCAGAUCCCGGAGCUGGCCAUUGCCUGGGAUGAGCCCCAGCAACUCUCGGAAGCUCCUCUUUUCAGUUUCGUGUUUCCUGGGGAUCCACCAGGAGGAGAUGAGCAACAUUUGGAACUAGGCAGCCAGUCACUCACAUCUCUUGGUGAGGAGAGCGGGGAGGUUACUGAUGCUCUUUCUGAUGCAGACUCCUGUGUGAGCAGAUCGGGCUCCUCCACUGGCUACUGGAUAAAAGCUGAGUAUGGUUAUAGCUUUGAUUUGGAUCCAUCCUGCUUCAGGAAAGAACCCAAUAUCACUGGGGUUGCUGUUGUGCCUCACACCGGCCUUGUUCUCCUUUUGGAUCAGGCCAACGAUGAGAUCAAGCAGUAUAGCCCCGGUGGUCAGUUCCAGGGAGUGAUUCCUCUGCCCAUUCCUGAUGCUGACUCUGUCUUCUGUGGCAUCUGCGUCUGUGGAGAGGUCCUGGCCUGUUCUUCAGAGACUCACCUUUUUUUCCUGACCCUUGAUGGCCUGUUCCUGCGUAAAUUGCAGAUGAGAGGCUCCGAGACCUCCUAUGCCCUCACCUCGUAUCGGGACUUCUAUGUGGCUGUGAGCGAGGGAACUCUCUGUUCCAUCUCUUUGUACAACCCAUCUGGGCUGUGCGUUGGCAGAGUCCAGCCAGAGAGCUAUCAUGGGGGGAAGUUCCUGUUCAUUGCGGUGAAUAGCUGGGAGGAGUUUGUUGUUUCAGACUUCAUCAAAAAACAGAUUGUGAUCAUGGAGAAGUCUGGGCUGGUUCUGAAUGUGCUGAAACCUUCAACUUCACUGCUGAUAAAGCCAUUCAGUGUAUGUGUCGACGAAGACAGGAACAUUUUUGUGGUCGAUCAGUUCAAAGUGAUCCGGUUCUCCUCGGAUGGUGGGACUGGGAAGGUGGUGCUGAGUGGCCAGGGUCAGCCGAGAAGACCUAGAGUCUUGGCCAUUGAUAAUGAGAACCUCAUUUUAGUGAGAGAAGAUGGAAGCACUGAUGUCUAUUACCUAUAGUUUGCUAUUGCUUGUCAGAGUAUGAACCAAGUGCCUAAUUGUGCGGGUGCUGAGCCCCCUUGCUGGCAAGACGCCAGAGUAGUCCCACACUGUUGUGUCCACUAGAUAUUAGGAUGGACUUUACUAGAGCCAAGACUGCUGGCCAGGAUCAGACUCUAGGUCAGAAGUGCUGCUGCAGUCAAAGGAAAUGUGCAUUGCUGAAGGCUUCCUGCUGUGCCUAAUGAUGUUAGUGCCUGACCUGGGAAUAACAGCAGUAGAGCAAGACCUUCAUUGGCCUUUAAGCUAUGCUUUGCAUUCGCACAAGAGCUCUGAUCUUGACUUUGCCCGGACCUCUAGUGUCUGCUGCUCCGAUCUGUACUUCAGACUACAGUCCUGCUUCUUUUUUGGAACCAACAUUCCUAUCUUCUCUGACAUUGGGUGCUGGUGGCGCCAAAUAUUGUGGGAACACAAGCAAGUUUGGCCUUUGUUCGUUGAGCAAUAGACGACAUUCCUUUUCCAGCUGAAUGUGUAGAUUCCAGGCGUCAGGGUUGGUGCAGAGGAUUUAUAGAUUUGUAGAGACUAUGUAGGCUUAUUACAUUCCAUUUCCUCCACCUGCUGCUGCUAUGGGGCAGGAAGAAUUGUGUGUUGCUGUUGGUUGGAUUUGUUUGGGGAUGCGAUGGAGCAUCCUGACUAAUUUGAACUGGGCCUGAUGGUGAUGUCUGCAGAUGUUAAUUUUCCUUGAACACCAACAUAGAUUCCUUGUGUCUUUUGUUUUUGGAAAUGAGGAUGUGCAUUUUCACAUGCAUACCUCUCACCACAAGUGUGGAUGCUUUUGCAUAGCUCCCGCGUAUCCAUACAGUUGUACCUUUUCUAUAUAUUUUUUUCACUUACGUUGCAUAUUCACUCUCUGCCUAGCAACUAUGCCAUCUUUGUAGUUGACUCCAUUUGGGAACUUGUUGAGAUGCUCAGACCAGGCACAAUGCAUUCUAGGAUUGGAAGUAAGAGAUAUAAAGGACCAGCUCUAGGGUGUCUCCUCUCUAGGAUGUCUCCUCUGUAACUCCUUUUUUGAGGCGCACAACUCAAGAUGCAUGCACAAGCCACUUAAGAAUGGCUUUACCCAAAUCUAGUCACUACAGAGAAACUUGGAUGAUCAGUAGUCAGAGUUGGUACUGUCUAGUCUUUCUGCAGUACAUUGAAAAUUCUAUAUACCCCACUUCCUACUUGCAUACCAAGGCUGCAUUUAUAACUGUUUUUAAGGACACACACUUGAAUUCUCAAGAUUACUUUCUGGAGUUACUCAUAUUGGAAGGGCCCCUUACUGCUGUUCUCUUCACGCAAGGCCAGGAUGGUGCCUACAGGUUGCUCUCUGAGCAUUUGACCAAGGCCUAAGGUGCACAUUUCCCUGGGGCUUCUGUGCCUGGCAAUGCUGACUGUCUUUGCAUUUUCUGGGGAAAGAGGACACAAACCUGAUCCAAUGUUUUCUGUAAGUCCGGUUCUGCUUCACCAGUUAGACCCCAGUUCCACAGUGAGCCUUUUUUUUUCACCCUUCACUAAUCCUGCAGCUAAGCUGGGACACUGAGCUUCCUUAGGGUAGGAAUGUGUCAGACUUUCCAGAUAUUAUGGCAGCCUUGUUUAUAUACAAGGAGCAGUGGGCUAGAUGCAUCAAAGCAGCUGAGGCCAAGAAGUGGAGCCAUUUUGGAACCUUUGUACCAGCUUUCUCCAACUUGGUGCCCCUCCAGAUGUGUCAGAUUAAAACUCCCAUAAUUCCCAGACAAUGGCCAUGCUGUCUGGGAAUAAUGGGAGUUGUAAUCCAACACAUCUGGAGGGCACCAGGUUAGGGAAAGCCUACUUUAUAUUUUGUCUUUCUGCCUCUCCUGUUGUGCUCUCCACCCCACCCCCGCCUUCCUUUUAUCUGAUCCAUGCUGUUGCAGAAAUGAAGGGGAGCAAAGGGAGCCCUUUGCCGGAUGCCAUUUUAUGCCUCAUAAGUAGCCAUGGACAAGGAUGCUCCCUCUUGUAUAGCUUUAUUGCACUUCGUGUUCUCUCUUAAGAAGAAGUUGACACAUUUUAGUGCAUGCUUUUGAUAUUAAUAAAAUGAUAUUAAUGGCUAUUUAUGGUUCUUCUACUCAUCACAAACCAUGACUUAUCAGCACUGUUUUCAA
This is a messenger RNA of Elgaria multicarinata webbii, 4276 nucleotides long. RefSeq names its product E3 ubiquitin-protein ligase TRIM56-like. Bases 123 to 2138 code for a protein of 671 amino acids. The record is from RefSeq and is a predicted model, not a curated record. Gene Ontology annotation, biological process: protein monoubiquitination. Lineage: Eukaryota; Metazoa; Chordata; Lepidosauria; Squamata; Anguidae. Gene Ontology annotation, molecular function: zinc ion binding; ubiquitin protein ligase activity. The transcript has 2 exons.